AUGGCAGAUAACAGCUCCAUGACCGGUGGUGGGACUUUGCUGCAUUUCGGUGAACGUUUUUACAUCGUGCAGUUGCUGGUGUUGAUUUUUCUGUGCAUCAACUUGUUGCUGAUUGUGACCCUUUUCUCAAAGGUCUACUUCUACACAACCAUGCGAUACAUCUUAUUCACUGUGACUCUAUUGUCUGAUACCUUGAUUUUAUUCAUAACCGAUGUUAUGUUUAUCUUUAGCUACUCUCAAGUUAAGAUGCCUAUCGCCCUGUGUGUUCCAGUCUAUAUUGUUGUGGUUGUGUACACUUUUGUCACACCUUUGACUCUCACAGCCAUGACGCUGGAGUGCUAUGUGGCCAUUUGCAUGCCCCUGCGUCACGGAGAGCUGUGCACGUCACGUAGAGCUGUGCACUGUGUCCUCAUCAUUCACGGCCUCAGCUUUGUACCGUUGACUCUCAUCCUCUCCAUCUUCUUUGCAUCAGCUCCCACAAGCUUGUACUCUGAGCACAGGAUAUGCUCCAUGGACAUAUUUGUGUAUCUCCGAUGGCAGGACAACGCUAAAAUGGCUGUGUAUCAGUUGUACUUUUUCGUCAUGUCUGCCACCAUUAUCUUCUCCUACAUUAAGAUCAUGAAAGCGGCCAAAAAGGCUGUGUCAGGAGAGAAUAACAAGUCGUCAAGGAGAGCGCUCGGAAGAGUGACUCUUCAUGGCUUUCACCUCCUUUCCUGUCUCAUCCUACUGUGGUGUCCGUUCAUGGAGACUGCUGCGCUUCAGACUGAUUUCAAGCUUUUUUUAAAUGUCAGGUACUUCAAUUACAUAGUGUUUAAUCUCACUCCAAGAUGCCUGAGUCCUCUCAUUUACGGCCUUAGGGAUGAAAAGGUUUUUCUUGCGCUGAAACAAAAUGUACCUUUUCAGUUCCACUUUGGACAAAACAGUGUACAGAUCAAGAAAAUCUGA
This is a messenger RNA of Solea solea (common sole), 945 nucleotides long. Its product is annotated as odorant receptor 131-2-like. Gene Ontology annotation, biological process: G protein-coupled receptor signaling pathway. The coding region runs from base 1 to 945 and encodes 314 amino acids. The record is from RefSeq and is a predicted model, not a curated record. Gene Ontology annotation, molecular function: G protein-coupled receptor activity. Gene Ontology annotation, cellular component: membrane. Lineage: Eukaryota; Metazoa; Chordata; Actinopteri; Pleuronectiformes; Soleidae. The transcript has a single exon.